AUGAUGAUGAUAAUAGUGACAAGAACAGUAGAAGAAGUGACAAUACCAACAAGAACAACAACAACAACAACAACAACAGUAGUAUAUUAACAAGAAUGAAAAUAUUAAGUUGAAAAAAUUAACAGAACCAAAGACUAACUGAUAGAAAGCAUGUAGGAAACAAGGACAAGAUCAAGAUUAACAAAGAUAACAAAGGUGGUAUGAUGGAAGCCUGGGCGGUGAUCUUCUCUUCCGAGCGAGGGCACAGUGUAUGGAUGUGAAUGCAAGGAGUUACAGGUGGUCUGAGUCCCGCAGCAAAGUGUGCCAGAUGUGUGACAUGGGAGAAGAUGAGACGGUGGAACAUGUGGUGCUGGAGUGUGUGAAGUAUGCCAGAGACAGGAAUGAGGUGAUACAAGUGAUACUGACUGAGUUAGGGCAUGAUAGGAAUGAAAGAGUGGAGAAGACAGGAAAGGAAUGGAUGGUGGUGUUGCUGGGACUGUGUAGAGAGGCGAAUGAAAGGAUGAUUGAGGCGGUGAAAGAGUUUCUGGAGAGAAUGUGGCGUGCCAGGUGUAUGAACAAUUAGGAUAGAGGAUGCUGUUCGUUUCUCUUUUUUUUUUUUCCCCUUUCUACAGGAGUUGCCGAUCCAAAGGCCUGGCUCAGGAGUGAUCCUGUGCCACCUGUACCAUCAAGAUCAAGAUCAAGAUAACAAUGGGCCCCCUCCGCUCUGAGUGUGUACAAGUGGCUUUGCCUUGCUCUCUGAGUUUUCUCUGAGUUUUGUGGUUUGUUUCUCUUGCCUGUGUGCUGAAAUACCCUGAAAAUGGUGAUGAGCGCGUGUGGUUCAUGCGAGGAGAGUGUGGCGAACAGGCAAAGGGCUGUGGCAUGCGAGAGAUGCAUGGCCUGGUUCCAUGUAGCCUGUGUGGGCAUGAGGGAGGCCAACAUGAAGGCGCUGGGGUUCGAGCUUCUGGUGUUCCUCUGCAGGGAAUGCCUGAGCAAGAGCCUCAAUGAAUGGAGGAACCAGGAUGAAGAAAAAGAAGAGAGAGUGGAGCAGAGCACCCAGACAGAAAACCUGAUGAAAGAGACAGAAGCACAGACGACGAAGACUGAAGAAAGAAAAGACCAGCAAGAAGUGGUGGAAGUGGCCAGAACAGACAGACGCCCAAGGAAGAAGAGAAUGGUAGUCAAGAAAGCCCCAGUACGUGUCAUUGGAGACAGCAUGGUAAGGAAGACUCCCGACUUUGUGAGAAGGGAAAUUGAGUGCACCAGCAUGGGAGGUGCUAAGAUCCAAGACGUCAAGAGGAAAGUCAAGGAAGAAGUGCAAGAAAUGGAAGAGAGAAGCCUGCUAGUUGUCCAAGGAGGAGGCAACAACUUAGUAGAGGCAAGUGCUGAAGACACAGUAAAGGAAGUGAUAGAAGCAGUGAGGGCAGCAGAAGAGAAGAUGUGUGUGGCUGUGGUGGGGGUCCUGCAGCGCCCACGGGAAGGAGUGCAGCAUGAGAGGGUCAGAAGAGAAACGAACCGCAAGAUAUGCAUGGAACUCAUGAAGGUCAAGAUGGAAUGGAUGACAGAGAAGAAGGGCAACAUGAGCUUCCUGGACAUGGAUGGGAUCCUCGACCAGGACAAAUUCUUCGGGAGAGACGGGGUCCACCUCAACCACAACGUGAAUGAGAGGCUAGGACGUCGACUGGCCGAGUGGAUGAGGGCGAGGCAGGUGUGUUGUGUGGACGACGCAUGACGAGGAGGACCCACUGAUGUCAGCAAACAUGAAAGAAAAAGAGACUAACCAGGCACCGAGAGAGGACUGGAACGGGUGGAGCCUAUUUUGAAGUUCCACGUGGGAUCAACUCUCCUCCACUGGGCGGCAUCGAAGGGUUACGAUGACCUGGUGGUUGACCUCCUUGUUCGGGGCUUGUCUGUGGAUGCUUGUGAUCGGUUGGGCCGCACUCCACUGGGGCUGGCCACCUUUGCCGCCACACUAGUAUUGUCAACACCCUGCUGCAGGAGAACGCCUCUCUUUCUGCUGAAGGUGAGA
Scylla paramamosain (green mud crab) is the source of this 2005-nucleotide messenger RNA. RefSeq lists its product as uncharacterized. The record is from RefSeq and is a predicted model, not a curated record. Lineage: Eukaryota; Metazoa; Arthropoda; Malacostraca; Decapoda; Portunidae. The coding region runs from base 797 to 1708 and encodes 303 amino acids. The transcript has 3 exons.